Messenger RNA from Corvus hawaiiensis (hawaiian crow), 5739 nucleotides. RefSeq names its product multiple C2 and transmembrane domain containing 2 (gene MCTP2). Gene Ontology annotation, cellular component: synaptic vesicle membrane. Gene Ontology annotation, molecular function: calcium ion binding. Bases 401 to 3100 code for a protein of 899 amino acids. The record is from RefSeq and is a predicted model, not a curated record. NCBI's taxonomy places the organism in Eukaryota, Metazoa, Chordata, Aves, Passeriformes, Corvidae. The transcript is spliced from 25 exons. Gene Ontology annotation, biological process: regulation of neurotransmitter secretion.
UGUUGUCAGUGCUGUUCAAAUGGUGAAGCUGCACACAAACACAGGCAUGGGAUUGAACAAGAGAGAAGAGGAAGCUUGAGGCUGUGAUGGUUUCAUUUCUUUGAAGUUUAAGCUCAGGUUUGCCCAUGUGGCAUUUCCUCAGUUCAGACAAAAAAAAUGGAAUUGAUAAUGACAUCCUUAAUAAAAUCCAGAAGAAAAACACUUGUGUGCAUGAACAGAAAGUGUACAGUGGCUCCUUAAUAAGGAUGGUUGCUCAGCUGUUAACCACGGAAGAGUCUGUCUGUGAGGAUAUUCCUGUGCACAGAGGUGUCCCCUGCUCCCUUACCAUGCACAUACAUCACCCUGGGAAUCGCUGAAGCUGUUCUGUGCAGGAGGCAUUGCUGAGAUUCCCCUUGCAGCAAUGGACUUGGAUAAACAAUCCGUAUGGGGAUCCCUGAAGCAGAAGACCCGGCCAUUCCUGCGAAACCUGAGUGUGAGGAAGACGAAGAAGAGGUCUGGCAAAAUGCUGGAGAGGAAGGGCCACUCCUUGGACCGCUGUCUCAGUGUGUCGGUGCCUGACAUGCUGGAGGUGGAGACUCUCAUGGAAGAAGAAGAAGAAGAAGAAGAAUCGACUUACUUGAGUACUCAGGUGUUGUCGAGCUGCUCCUCCAAGAGCUUUUCCAGGUCUGUGGUGUCCCUGAAAAGCAGAAACACUUCGGUGAAGGCAGUGGGAGAGGACUGGCUGUGGGCGGCACAGCAGGGGACACAGACGGAGGUGACAGUCACCCCCCCGGACGCACAAGCUGUGGGCAUUCACCUGAUGUCCUCCCGAGGAGGUGAGGCUGUCGGCAGCCCCAUGUCCCAGGGGAAGAGGAAAUCCAGCGAGGACCUCUUUGACCUGCUGCAGAGCUCCCGCCUGAGUGCCGCGCUGAGAGAUGAGGGGACAGAGUACCCAGGUGGAGAAAUGGAUUUUGACUCUUCCCUGUCCUCUCAAAAUUUUGAUGAUCAAAUGGCUCUGGAGGAGGCAAACGACUGCCUGAGUGACCUGCCCAGCCCCUUUGCCUACUUACUGACCAUCCACCUGAAGGAAGGCCGGAACCUGGUUAUCAGGGAUCGCUGUGGUACAAGUGACCCAUAUGUGAAGUUUAAACUGAAUGGGAAAACCCUCUACAAAAGUAAGGUAGUCUACAAGAACCUCAACCCAGUUUGGGAUGAAACUGUUGUGCUGCCCAUACAGACCCUCGAUCAAAAACUCUGGAUCAAGGUGUACGAUCGUGAUUUAACCUCUUCAGACUUCAUGGGUUCGGCAUCUGUAGCUCUCACUGAACUUGAACUCAAUAGAACUACUGAACAGGUUUUAAAACUGGAAGAUCCCAACAGUUUAGAAGAUGACAUGGGAGUGAUUGUAUUAAACUUGAGUCUAGCAGUAAAGCAAGGAGACUUCAAGAGAAAUAGAUGGUCAAGUCGAAAGAAACGAACUUCAUCCAAGACGAGUUUCACGCGGAACGUGCGGCUCUCCGAGUCUCUGCGCAAGAACCAGCUGUGGAACGGGCUGGUCACCAUCACCCUCUUGGAGGGGAAGAACAUGCCCAGGGGGGGCUUGGCAGAGAUUUUUAUUCUCCUCAAACUGGGGGAUCAAAGAUACAAGAGCAAGACACUGUGUAAGAGUGCAAAUCCUCAGUGGAGGGAACAGUUUGAUUUUCACUACUUCUCUGACAGGAAGGAUAUGUUGGACAUUGAGGUGUGGAGAAAGGAUAACAAAAAGCACGAGGAGCUUUUGGGAACGUGCCACGUUGACAUUACUGCCCUGCCAACAAAGCAGACCAAUUGCUUGGAGCUGCCUCUGGAAAAACAUCCAGGGUCCCUGCUGAUGCUGAUUGCUGUUGCCCCAUGUACAGGAGUGUCUAUCUCUGAUCUGUGUGUCUGUCCUUUGGGAGACCCCAACGAACGACAACAGAUUUCUCAGCGUUAUUGUAUAAAGAAUUCCUUUCGGGACAUAAAGGACAUUGGCUUCUUACAAGUCAAAGUUUUAAAGGCAGUGGACCUGAUGGCAGCAGAUUUUUCUGGCAAAAGUGAUCCUUUCUGUGUCUUGGAGCUGGGAAAUGACAUGCUUCAAACGCACACCGUUUACAAGAACCUCAAUCCGGAGUGGAACAAAGUUUUCACAUUCCCUAUUAAAGAUAUUCACGAUGUUCUGGAAGUGACAGUGUUUGAUGAAGAUGGAGAUAAACCCCCUGAUUUCCUUGGAAAAGUUGCCAUCCCUUUGCUGUCUAUUAGAAACGGUAAACAAAGUUGUUACACACUGAAGAAUAAAGACUUGGAACGUGCUUCAAAAGGAGCAAUUUACUUGGAGCUGGAUGUCCUGUUUAAUCCAAUAAAAGCAAGUAUUAGAACAUUCAAGCCCCGAGAAAAGCGCUUUACUGAGGAGAACCGCAAAUUUUCCAAAAAGAUCUUAUCAAGAAAUGUUGAUCGCGUGAAAAAAAUCACCAUGGCAAUAUGGAAUACAAUACAAUUCCUUUGGAGCUGCUUUCUCUGGGAGUCCACAGUAAAGAGCCUGAUAGCAUUUGUGGUGUUUGUGGUCACCGUCUGGACCGUGGAGCUGUACAUGGUGCCCCUGGCUUUACUGGUGCUCUUUGCAUACAAUUUCUCCCUCGUCACAACAGGGAAGGUCAAUAAUGCCCAGGAUGCCCAGGAGCUUAUGGGCUUGGAUGAAGACGAGGAUGAAGAUGAUAAGGAAUCUGAGAAAAAGGGGCUAAUUGAGAGAAUCCAUAUGGUCCAAGAGAUCAUCAUAGCUGUUCAAAGCAUCCUGGAAGAAAUAGCAUCAUUUGGAGAGAGGAUUAAAAACACAUUCAACUGGACGGUGCCUUUCCUCUCUGUCCUGGCCUGCUUGGUCCUGGCAGCAGCAACAGUUAUAUUGUAUUUUAUACCACUGAGGUACAUUGUUUUAAUCUGGGGCAUAAAUAAAUUUACUAAGAGGCUUAGAAAUCCCUAUGCCAUCGACAAUAAUGAGCUACUAGAUUUCCUCUCCAGGGUACCAUCUGAUGUUCAAAAGGUGCAGCACGCUGAAUUGAAACCAUACAGCAGCUCCAGCCCCAUCAGGAAGAAGCGGAGCGCGCUAUAGGAUGCAGCGGGAUUUCGGAAUGCAGCAUCUCCCUCCCCGCACAUGCGUGCACACACAGCACCCCUCUCCUCCUCCUUGCUUCAGAACAACACUAGGAUCACUGCCACAGACUUUCUCUUUCUUGGAAGAUGUGGGUUUUGAUAAACACCUAUCUUGGGUUUCUUUUCUGGGUUGUCUCUUUGGCAUGGAGUCCCAAAAAAGAGCAAGGUGAAACAUGAAUUAGUUUGCGGGGUGGGGAGGAGAAUGGGAGAGGAUAGUGCAACUGCACCUUUUCUUUUUCUUUUUUUUUUCCUGUUGAUUGUAGAGACAAGGCUGGAUGUGGCAGCACUCCCUGUGUUAUGUAGGAAGAGAUAAUUCUGCUUAGUGUAGCAGAUCAGCUGAGCUGAUGUGAGGAGAUGCUCUGAACCAGUUUUUAACAUAUCCGACAGAUUUACAUUAAGAUAUGAAAGCUAUUCUUUUCUGAGUUAAAUCACUGUGCCUAGAAAGGUUUAAGCUCUGAAUUAACGAGUCUUUGAUACCCAUCUUCUGUUCAAGCAGUGUACAUUUAAAAAAGUUUUUUAUCAUAAUUAGCAGAAAGAGCUAGGAGCUCCAACAGUAUCUCAAUAUUUCAUCCAGCACUUGUGGGUUUUUCUUUUUCCUUUUUUCCCCUUUCUUUUCUUCUUCUUCUUUUUUUUUUUCUUUUAAAGCCCAGCCUGUGGUUAACUCAUUGUAUACUGGAAUCAUUGGAGAUCCAUUGCUGGCAAUGGAUGCAUGAAAACCUUAUGCCAUGAAAGGAUUAAGAGAAAAGGCUAACUCAGUGACCUGAAAAGACUCUGUUGGCUUGCCUUUUAUAAUUCCAUCUCAUCAGAUAUUUUCAGCAUAGCUGUUGUUUUCCUGUCUAAAUCCAGAGGGGUCAACACUACAGAGAGAAAAAAAACACUUUAUAGCCUUAAAGAAACAAGUGCUUGUGCAGAAAGAGAGCACGUGCCCAAUGAUGUGGUUGUGCAAUAGUGUGCAGGCUUUGGUCCACCACUGAUGUCUUCUUGCAGUCUUUCCUGGUGGUUCACAAGGAGAAGACCCGAAAGUGAAGUCAAGUGGAAACUGAGAAAUGAAAAGACAGAAGAAAGGACCCCAUUUUGUGUUCUGAGGAGAAUGUGAUUUCUUGCUUGCUUACCAAUCUUUUAGCAAUUGUGCAUUUCCUUUAUGUAUUUCAGAAAACCAGCGUCAUUCCCCAGUUGUUUGACUGGGGAAACUAAAACACAGAAUCAUGUGUAAAACCUGCUUAAUUUUGGUGAUACCGCAGCCCUCAGUCCUUUAGGUGCUGUGGGACAUUUUGGGAGUGACUUGUCACCACAAGUCAUUGGUAGCACGAGAGCUGGAGUUGUUGCUUUUGAUUCCCAGGCAGGGAUUACCACCAGCAUUCCCUGGGGGUAGUUGACAGUACAAAGAAAUAAAGAAACCUGAGAGAUAAGAUUCUUUUGGCCAAAAAAAAAAAAGGCUUUGAAAGUCAUCUAAUAGAAGGUAAAAUGGUUAAAACCUUGCUUAUGGGUUGGUGAUCCAGAUGGAGUUGUGUGUGGUUCCAUAGCACAAUCUUGUGGGCCUGUUGCAGGAAUUUGAAGAAGGAAAACUAACAGCAGCCUAUCUUCCACUGGGUUUUUAGCCAGAUUCAGUAAUUUUUCAUAAGUUUAUUUUUCGAAGUCCCACUGUGCCUUUGAAUAAGGACAGGCACAUUUUCAUAUACUUGAUUGGCUAAAGAAUGUAUUUUGCUCAUGCAAAGCUGUGUGUAGCUGCAAAUGGAAGGAUUGAGGAAAUAUUAUCCUGGUUUAAAAAGCCACAAAAAUGCCUCUUUGUUUGCACGUGUGCUUGUGUACCCAUACAUAUACAGAGUUGUGUAUAAAGAGUACAUGUAUAAUGUAUUUAUAGGCGAGUGUGUGUGGGAAAAUGGGUGAAUAUAUAGAUUUUAAAACCUUGAAAAUGUUUAUGAAAAAUGCCAAAGAUUCUAAAGCUUAUCAUCUUGCGUCUGUUCUUCUUCAUUUUGUAUCUUUCCCGGCAUGUCUCUCUGGCUGAGCCAGAUCUCUGCAUGAUUUGAUUUACUUCAACUUAAUGAAGCUGGUUGGAAAGAGCCUUGUAGAAAUUACAAAAUCUCCAGUAAAUCUCCUUCUUGUACAUACAAUGGAUGUCCACGGAACCCUUUUGUUAAACCAGUUUCUCAAUCUUCUCUGUAAACAAUGCCUCAUUGUCUCGCUUAAAACUAUCAUCUGGUUUAUCAUACUGUAAUCUUGUCAUUUUGUGAGGACCAAAGUCAGGCAUAUUUAAGCAGGCGUGUGGGAUCUGAUCAUUGAUUUGAAUGAAAACAUUCAACUGCAGGAAAAACUAUUUAUUUAUUCAGAAAUUCAGACUGAUACUUUAGCAGUUUGGGGGGUUUUUUUUCUGUAGAUUUUUCCACGUGGAACUGAUUUCUGUUCAGGAGACAGGGUGAUGUCUUUUUGUUCUUUUUUUUUUGGUGUAGAUAUGUUGGGUUUCAGAAUAAUUUGUAUUAAUUGUUAGGCUGGAGACAUACCAAAUGAAAGGGUUUGGGUGGUCCAGUACCUAUAUAUUGUUGUGGUGAGCUCUUUGUUUUGAUAAAUACUGUUUGAAAUGCAAUAAACAUUUGAGGUUAA